Messenger RNA from Amyelois transitella, 1161 nucleotides. It is a transcript of the gene Vkor, whose product is annotated as vitamin K epoxide reductase complex subunit 1-like protein 1. The transcript is spliced from 4 exons. Gene Ontology annotation, biological process: peptidyl-glutamic acid carboxylation; vitamin K metabolic process. Bases 230 to 700 code for a protein of 156 amino acids. Gene Ontology annotation, molecular function: vitamin-K-epoxide reductase (warfarin-sensitive) activity. The record is from RefSeq and is a predicted model, not a curated record. Lineage: Eukaryota; Metazoa; Arthropoda; Insecta; Lepidoptera; Pyralidae.
GUGCCCGAAUUAACAGCGUGAUAAGUUGUGUUGUUAUUAUAUAAAUUUGUCGUCGAACGUGUUAUCAGUCAGCUGGCUCUUAUCGUGAAGUAUCUGUAUUUUAAGGUGAUAAUUGAAUUUGGUAGUCCUAUUGUAGGAUUGCAACGUGAAUUAACGAUGUAACUAAGAACAUUUAGUGAUCAACAUUACAUUUAAUAAUCUAAGUAGCUUUUGAUAUCAAGCAGCUUGGAUGAUGAAGUCCGUAGCCCUAUCUCGUUACAUCACUGUCGUGGCCAUAGCCGGGGUGCUGGUGUCGACGUAUGCCUUGUACGUGGAAAUGGCGGCGGAGGCCCACCCUGGGUACAAAGCCCUGUGCGACAUAGCCGAGUACGCCAGUUGUUCCAGAGUGCUGACGUCUGAGUAUUCAAAAGGUUUUGGAGUAAUGCCAAAAGAAUCCUCGCUUGAAGUUCCGAAUUGCAUAUAUGGAAUACUAUUUUACUGCAUAAUGAUACUUUUAGCAACAUUUGAUCAAAAGUUCAUCGUGCGGUUGCAGUUCUACUUGGCUAUCGCUUCAGUGGCAUCUAGUGUGUAUUUGGCAUAUCUUCUCGCUUUUGUUUUAAGAGAUUUUUGUAUUGUGUGUGUCUCUACAUAUUUUAUAAAUGCAGCAUUAGUAGGCUUAGUGUAUAAAAAAGAUAGAUUGUUGACUGAAAAAAGUAAAUAGUUUAAGGUAGUAUAUAGCGCCAUCUUUAUUUCCAUUAGAUUACUAAGUCUAUGACACAGCGCCAUCUACUAUUUACAUUUGUAACUAAUUUACAUUGCCAUCUAUUAUUGAAUAGCAGUACUAUUUAGUGCAUACUUAUCACAUUUAAGUUAUAGAUGGCAGUAAUAGUAGCCAUUUUAAUAAAUCAUCGAAGGAAUCUUAAAGAAAUUUGAUCCGAUAGUGUGGUCACUAUUAGUUAUAGGAAAAAAUAUUAAAGAAAAUGUGCAAACCUACGCUGUUUUUUUUUGUUUGAAAGACUACUGCAGUUUGUAUACCUUCUAUUUGCUCAAUUCUAUAAUUUUAAUUUUGCUGCUGGUACAUCUCCAUAUCACUCGAAAUAGGUCCUACCUAGUCUUAUUGUAGCGCUAGAUUAGGUAAGGUAUCAGAUGCAGUUGUACAAUAGGUUUAACUAGCGUGGUAAA